Molecule: messenger RNA, 2205 nt
Organism: Fusarium tjaetaba
Lineage: Eukaryota; Fungi; Ascomycota; Sordariomycetes; Hypocreales; Nectriaceae
Exons: 3
Coding region: 1-2205 (734 amino acids)
Source: RefSeq, a predicted model, not a curated record
AUGACUCAAACCCAGGAUCCAAAGCCGGCACCACUUACCAUUGCCGAAGAAGAGCUACUAGCUGCGAGCGAGGCGGUGUCUAAGCUGAGUCAGUCGCAAUUGGAUUCAUUCAAUGACUGGGUCAAAGACUCUAAGAAUCCUGGAGUACUCAAGGCAAAGUCUUGGCUUACAAGAAGAUACGAUCUCUCUUACAACACCUUCUCUUACUCAGAGCUGGUUCUCAUGUUGAAACGGGCCAAAUACCUCUCCAGUAAUGAGAGCAAUAGCGAGGACAAGGUCGACUUUGUCAUUCGAAAGCCGGGCCUCGGCUUGCCUCUUGGCCACAUGCCCGAUCAAGAGGACCGCUUCCCUCUGCUUUUCAUGGAGGAUAAUUACGAGAAUGGCUGGCGAGCCGCCACUUUACUUAUCCGCGAGACUUGCAUGCUCAAGCUCGUGAAUGAGCUGUCUGAUAAACCGGAGUGGUGGCGUAAAGUUAAAGAUGAAGCUAUCUCCAGCAAGUGGAAGAAAGAGGCAUUGGAAAUGAACUGGACUUCUUAUCGGAAGCACGCCGACUUUACCUCCGCUAUGGCCAAUGCAUGCAUCAGUGAGCUGCGAGUUAAAGCAGAGCUAUACGAGAAGACCGGUUUAAUGCCUGUCUACGACUAUGCAACUACUAUCAUCAAAUCGGACAGUUUACUGACACCUGACCUGGCCGAAGCUCUCCAAGAGGGUGUGAAGCCGUUGGAAGAUGUCCCCCCGGAGUUGAAAGAUUGGCAUCCCAACUCCAAGGAACAAGUUCUGGAUCUCGUGCAUCCUUCACUUUGGCCUUUGAUCUAUGGUCGCUCCAGAGUUCUCGAUGAUAGAGUCAUCGGGGUUGAUGAUGCCCUUGCUUCCUGUGGUACCGGCGUCGUACUACGCGCACCAGGGUCCGAGCAGACAACGCAUAUCAUCGGAGAGGGCGGCUUCUGCGAAGACGAGGUCGUGGUGUUGUCAAACAAGUUCCAAUGGUUACCAUGCGAUGUUGACCUUGACCCGGAGACUGGCAAAGCUAAGAUUGCGAGUUACAUCAACAAUCUUCAUCCACUAGAACAUGCCCGUCUCUAUCCCAUCAUUGAAAGGUUCAUCGAAAGGUCACUACCAGCUUGGGACAUCAUCUACGAUUGGGAAGACUCCUUUUCGGUGCAGCGCCUCACAACAUCUGAGGCCGAAUAUAAUGAGUGUCCCUGCCCAGAGCUUUGUGACGUCGAGGACGGCUAUGGCUGCACUCCAUGGAGGCGUCCUCUUGGUGAGGAUGAGGAGCCUAGGUACGACGUUGAGUCAUGGGAAGAAAUACUGGCAGACAUUGAGGAAGAUGAUGGUGAGCCAGAUUACUACGAACUGGGUGAAGAGAAGGCAGAGGAUUAUAAGACGAAUUGGAUACGCAGAAACUUGGAUGACGCUUGGUUUGCAUCAACCCACUCUGUCAAGCUCCCCGACGCCGACCCAAGCGCAAAGGAUCAUGUGAAGAUUCAAGCUUCAGAUGUGAAAGCCAAUGGGUUUUUCAAUAAUAGCAGUCAGAUCCAGGUCAUUGUCAAGCUUGCUAACAUUCACUUGACGCCUGACAAGCCCGUCUACAAUGGUGGUUCGUGGCAUACAGAAGGCCUGCUAAAUGAGCAUAUUGUCAGCACAGCUCUUUACUACUACGACAGCGAUAAUAUUACAGAUUGCACUCUGGAUUUCCGGACUUGCGCUGACAAGGAAGACCUGGCUGCCGAGAUCUCAUAUGAGCAGAACAGGCAUGAUCCAAUUGAGCGAACUUUUGAUAUUACUCUGGGAGGGAGUAUCUUUCAAGAUAUUGGUUCUGUUCUCACCAAGUCUGGUAGGGCAAUUUUCUUUCCCAACGUCUUGCAACAUCAUGUUUCGCAAUUCAAACUCGCCGAUCCUACCAGACCCGGUCAUAGAAAGAUCCUCGCGUUAUUCCUCGUCGACCCAGCGAUACCCAUCAUCAGCACUUCCAACGUGCCGCCGCAGCAGAAGCAUUGGUGGACAACCCAUUCAGGAUUGGAUUCUGGACGUGGUGUGAUGCCACCGGAGUUGGUUGAAAAAGUGGUUGAUAACAUGGAUUGGCCAAUUGAUCUGGAAGAAGCUAAAGAGGUGCGCAUGGAUUUGAUGAAGGAGCGGACGUCAUUUAAAGCAGAGGAGGAAUCGAGAUUUGAGAGGAUGGAAUGGAAUUUCUGCGAACAUUGA